AUGUUGGAGAGAAGAGUAAGUGUCUUUUUUAGAGCACAAAUCAGGAAGAAGAAACACAAAGAUUCCGAAUGCUGGUUCUGUCAAUUCUCUGCGGCUGAGAGUGAUCUGAUCAGUUGUCUACAGUCAGUGAGGCGUAAGGAGGUGAGCUGUGACUACAGAGCGAGCUCAGGACCAAACUCUCUCUCUCCACGCAGUGAUUGGAACAGCUUUACAUUGGGUUUGACUCCAGAUCCUAGAUCUACUUUGCCUCACAGCACGACAGUGAGUCCUACAGAAGACACCACAGUGAGACCAACUACCAGUUUGACCUCUCCUUUGACCCCCAGCACAGCAGUGAAUCCUACAUCAGGUUUGACCUCUCCUUUGGCCCCCAGCACAGCAGUGAAUCCUACAUCAGAUUUGACUGUUAGUCCUACUUUGACAACUGACACACCGAGUCCAACUGAAAGAGGUCAAAGCUCCACAGACAGCGUUGUGAAUUCAAACAGUCAAAAAAGAGUUUGGGCGGUGCAACUAUGGCAGGCAGCAGUGGGUGUGGCUUCUGGAGUGGGCGUGUUCCUGAUGGGAUUGACAGUUGUCUAUCUCUGCAGGAGGACCAAGAAAACCAAUUCUCUGAGACCUACAGCCAGACAGGAUGAUCACAGACAAUGUGAUUUGGUGAUGGGAGCUAUGAGCAGUGCAGUCAUGUUGGAUUCAAGGGAUGCUGGGAUCUAUUCUCUCAUCACCUCUGUACCGUUCACGUUUUUGCACUCAGGUCCUGUGCAGCAAUCUGCAAAUGAAGAUGCUGAUUCAGAGAAUGCAGGGGUCUACAGCCUGGUCACUUCUGUACCAUCCAGAACUUUACCAUUAGGUCAUUUUGAAGAAAAUGGAAAGUCAUCUGAAAACGACAAUUCUGAUAUGUACCAUGUAUACAGCUCAAUCCCCGACAGACCAGAAACCUCAGCCCAGCCGGAUGGGUUUUACAGUCUUCUGCAGACACACUGAAACUACACCACUGGCUCUCUGUAUGUCUCACAGAAAAGUGGUUUCUAUCAGGAUGUCCUUUAUUUAUCACACAUCAUGUUACUUUAAAUAAGUAGCUAAAACAUCUACCACAGUGCCGUUUCUGUUUAUAAGCGACAUACAGUAAGCAGCCGCUAGAGGCCCCUCCCCCCUCCAAAAACAACCGUAGGAUAGUAGAAUACACAACGUGCAGUUUCGAAAUGUGGUUCUUCGUCAGAAGUUUUUCACUUGUUAUGUCAGUCACUGACAGUCACUCAAUAAAUCCCAUGACAGCUAAGAUUUUAUAGAUUGCUAGGCCCAGUUAGUCUCGCCAGCUAUCUAAGCAUUGUAGUAAUCGCUGAAUUACUGCCCAGGGGGCCCCCAAUAAUUUUGUUAGUCACUCUCACUCAGAUAUCAAAUGAAUAUAGCAUAAGUCAUGGCAAAUGUUUAGAAUUGCAGUAAAUUAGCUUUAAAACCGAAUGUUAUUAUUUCAGCGACAAUGGCAUACUGUGUUGAAUUGCAGGACAUUAAGUUCUCUCCGCCCCAUGGCAAAAUGAGUAGAAUUGCAGGACAUUAACUUUAAAGCUCCAAAUGUUUCUCUUCGCCGCCAUGAGCGGGGCCACUAAAAUGUUUUGUCAGUGAGGUGGGCAAAUCUCGCUUAGGGCCCUCAAAAUGCUUGGAACUGACGUAAUUUACUGUAUCACAUAUUGAAACCUGGAUUGUGUUACAUGCCUAUCCAUAAUAUCUGUUAAUAUGUUAGUAUUUUUAUUUGGGGAUUUUGGAGGUGUCCGGGGCAUACUCCCCUUUAAAUAUUUUUAAGUAAAUGCCCAAAUAAAUAUACACUGUAUUUAUAUAUAUUCUGUCAUCUGUGUGAUACCUCCUUCCAUAAUGGUUUGAUAAAAUUUACUAAAUAAAAUAUAUUUGUGAUCAAAAUCGAUAGAUACAGACAAUUAAAAAUCAAUAAAUAUAUAACAUUCACACAAUGCAAAAAAACAGGUAAAUAGGAAAUUAAGAUAAAUUCAUUGAAAUUAAGUCAUUAAGAUCCAAAGUGGUAUGACCUAAAUGCUUAAGAUGACCUAAAUGCUAUUCAAAUCUCCAAAUUUCUCCAUGUUUACUUGUUAUUUUCCAUGUUCCCAGAUUAAUUUAAACUUACUCAGAACAUCAGUCGCUCCUACAAUGUGCAGUGUUGUAGACACAUUCUAGCAUUGAAGUCCAAUGACUGCAGAGUGGUUAAGAUGUAAAUGGUGUGAGAACACAACUUCAUUACAUUGUUUUCCAGUUACCAUGAGCUUACAUUCUGUUUCGAUGCACACUUGAGCCCAGCGGUCAGGGAUUAUGGUGAUGGCUUUGUUUGUUGAAAAGGGGUGGCUCCCCCUCCGCUCCCAUAUACACUGUACACACUGUGCAUAGAUAUUUCUAUUGUGUUAUUGACUGUACGUUUGUUUAUGUGUAACUGUGUUUUUGUUUUUGUUGCACUGCUUGGCUUUAUCUUGGCCAAGUCGCAGUUGUAAAUGAGAACUUGUUCUCAACUGGCCUACCUGGUUAAAUAAAGGUGAAAUAAAAUAAAAUAUAAAAUAAAUCCCUCUUCAAUGAGACCUUUAAGUUACAGUAAAUACAAAUCCUAUGUAUUUUGCUCCAUUUGAAAUGGUCUCGUCUGUAAAACAAAAAAGUAAGAAGAAUAAAUUGAAU
This is a messenger RNA of Oncorhynchus masou masou (cherry salmon), 2670 nucleotides long. RefSeq lists its product as uncharacterized. Bases 1 to 984 code for a protein of 327 amino acids. NCBI's taxonomy places the organism in Eukaryota, Metazoa, Chordata, Actinopteri, Salmoniformes, Salmonidae. The record is from RefSeq and is a predicted model, not a curated record. The transcript has 15 exons.